CGGCGCAUGCGCGGAACCCUCCGCCGGGCCCAGCGGCGGCGGGGCCUGCCCUGCUCUGUAGGCCUGUGUCCAUGCACAUGACAUAUCUAUAGGUGCAGCCGUGUCGUACCUGGAAGCAGUUCUGACCCCAUAAGUUGAGAUCCAUGGCUACAGUGCUAAUGUGCCGAAGAUUCCCAAGGCUGAGCAGGGUGAGCACACUUGUGACCACAGCCACACGCGAGGCCGAGGGCGGGAGCGGCAAAGGGAAGCAGCAAAAGGAAGAGAGCCUGGAAAGAGUCGACGGCGGAGCCGACCCCGCGGCCACAAUCCAGCUGGUGAACCCCCUGCACUACAGAGUUGUAUAUAAUCCAGCUGCCUAUGCCAAAAGCAGAGCUGCCUCCCAGCAGCACCCUGCCAGCAGCAGUGACCAGGCUCUUAGUGAUGAUUUCACCACCUCUUCCCAAGCCUUGCCACCACCUAUCAGAAGUGCCCUGCCAAAGGCCAAGGCCAAACUGCGCCCCCAGCAGACUGUCUCAGCCUAUUUCUCUGCGCUGCAAACCAAGGAGGAGGCCGAGAAGGAAAGACAGGAGCUGCAUGACUCCAAGGAGGACCCUCGUAUGUUUCAGAAGGGGAGGCCUGAGUAUAGAUCUAUCAGCUGUGACAGGUUUGAGCCAGUAGAGCCCCUUUCUGUAGAGGAAGGUGACUCCAUUCUCCACAGUAUGGCUGCACACAAGGACAGCCUGAGCCCGGGAGCUGUCACCGACUCUUUCCGCAAGCUGAGUCGUUUGCUGGUGGGGCAACAUGCAGCACUGGUGACCAAAGCCCAAUUUGGUAUGCUGUGUGGCUGUGCCAUGGAGAACAUCGGGUCGUUCAGCACUUCAGAUCUCAUUGAUGUCUUAAAGGCUUGUGUCUGGCUGGCUGUUCCACCCAGCCACCCUCUGCUGAAUGCAUGUGACAGCGAGUUCUGCAGGCGGGUGUGGGACAUGGACCUGGACCAGCUGCUGCUGGUGGCCGACUGCUGGCGCUGCCUGGAGCGUAGCGUGCCUUCCUACCUGAGCAUUUUGUUCAGCUAUGCCAACAUGCACUGGAAAGACCUCACCUUGCCCCAGUUUGUCCAGCUCCUUUAUAUCAUAGGCGAAGGCCGGAGGUCACCUGUGGACUUGAUGCAGAAGGUGGAGAGCACGAUUUUGAAGUACUUGGACUCCUUCACCUUGGAGGAAGUGGGUGCUGUCUGCUUAGGGCUCUUCAAGUCCCUCAGUGGUAUCUCUGACCAUGUCAUGAGAAGAAUUGCAGACAAAGUCUCACUGCAGAUGGAGGACAUGAGCACUUACGCUCUGGUGAACGUGCUGAAGCUCCUGCGCUACACCCGCAUAGACCACUUGCCCUUGCUGAAGGAGCUUGGGAAGGUCAUUCCUGCUCGCAUUCCCACCACAAACAUCCAGGGCAUCAUGCACAUCGCUCUUACUUGCUCAUCCUUACACUACUUUGAUGAAGGCAUUAUGGCUGCUGUAGCCACCUCUCUGCCCUCAAAGGUGACUUACUGCCGGAGCAAAGAUGCCGCCAAGUUCUUGUGGUCGUAUGGAUGCCUGGACUACGAACCUCCCAACAAGGAGGAGUUUUAUUCCAGCCUGAUAGAGCAGAUGCACAGAAAACUGCAUGAAUUUAGGAAGUUUCCAGAGCAUCUCCUUACUGGUUUACUUGGCCUGGCAUUUGUCAAACGCUUCCCAGAGGAGCUGAUAGACUAUGCUUUGAGGGAUAACUUUGUCGAGAAAACGAGAGGCAGCAAAUACGAGCUGCAAAAGGACCUGUUCACCCUUGGGAAGAGUGUUGAAAUCGAGUGCCCGAGCUACCAAGGCAGCCGCCUUCCACCUCAGCUUUAUCAAGAGAUGACUGAGAUGGUUUUGAAUUUUGCAGAGCAAGAAAUCUAUGUCAGGCCUGAAAUUGUGGAAGCCACAUCCCUUCUGGAGAGCAUGUUAGGUGGCAUCGAGUAUGUGAAAAAUCACAUGAUCCUGCCUCACACCAGAUCGAGCGAUCUGGAGGUUCGCUUGGCCAUGGAUGGACAUCCCAUCCCUUUCAACCUCAAGGACCAUGUUAGGGGUAAGACAUUAAAAGACAUUGAGAUUAGUCUAACAGAUGACUUAAUGACUCAGCUCAUAGAAGGGAGCUCUCAUAGCCAGUCCCCUCUAGGAGUGGGAAACGAAGCCAGCACCCCUGGUCAGGACAGGAGAGAAGCAGCACAACCACCAUGCGCCGGGGAUCAUGCUUCGCUUUCACGUGGAGCUCUUGCCACACCCACCAGCUUGGAAGUGGAGCUUAAAUCAGGGCCUAAAUCAGCCCUCUCUUCUCUUGGGUGGAAGCAGCAGCCUCGGGAGGUGAAGCUGGCCAUCCAGGUGUCCAACAGAAACCACUACUGCUACUGCUCCAAGCGCCUCUUGGGGCUGCACCGGCUGAAGCGGCGGCAGCUGCAGCAGCUGGGCUACGUGGUGGUGGAGCUUCCCUUCUGGGAGUGGUUCCCUCUGCUCAAGCGCACGCGCCUGGAGAAGCUGAGCUACCUGCAUUACAAAGUGUUUGACCCAGCGCUGCUCAGCAAGGCUGUCUAGCUUGGGGUGGCCGACUCAGAGCCUGCCCCAGCCUCCCAGAGGCAUCUCCUCUUUAGAUAGCUGGUUCAAGUGGUCUCUGAGGGUUGGCUCAGUGUUUGACAGGUGCUCAGGCUGCCCUGCUUUGUUAGGCAGUGCUGCUCUGCCAGCAGUCCUGUGUCCUAUGCUCUCUUCUUGUAUGUGGAUUCUCAGAUGCUUUCAUGACAAAUAAAAUCUGCUGUCCUCUUGAUUUUUCUCUUGAUUGCUUUCUUCUCUACCCUAAAUUGAAGUGGAUGGACUGGGUGAUUCUGUGAGAGCAGAGCAGCGAUGUUUGGGAAAGAUUUGGGAUCAGGUUUAGUGAUGAAGCUGAGCUGGGUGCCAGGAACACACGUGUUUCCCUACUGUUUCCAUCACUAUGGGGCUGGGGACUGUGGGCAGGCAGGCUGAGUUUCUCUUUGAGGAGCAGUGCCAAAGCAGGACAGUGAAAGCUGCAUGGUGAGGGAGAAGCUGGGGCUGAGGGUUGGGGUGCUCUGACCCUGAGAUGUUCAUUUCAUGCCCAGCUCUCAGUGCCUGGCAGAGAGGAUUUGCAUCCUGUUGAUAAUUGCUGCUGAAUUGUGGCCAGCACAUACACCUUGAGGUGGUUCCCCUGCCUGGGUGAUGAUGAGUUCUGUGCAAAAUGGAGCUGUAUGGAGCAUCUGCUCUGGAGGCUGUUGGUUUCACCCUCUGUCACAUGCCUUACUGUGUUGUUUUCUUGCUCAGAUGUGGCCCAGUGUCUGAUGUCUGCAUGCUGUUCUGAGAAUAUAGUUGCUGGCUUCUUCCUGAGCUUUUAGGUGGUAGUUCUUCCUGAAGGAGGGAUGGGUUUUGGCCAGGCUCUAUAUCUGAGCAGAGCAACAGAUGAAGCUCCCAUUC
Messenger RNA from Dryobates pubescens (Downy woodpecker), 3464 nucleotides. RefSeq names its product FAST kinase domains 5 (gene FASTKD5). The transcript has 2 exons. Lineage: Eukaryota; Metazoa; Chordata; Aves; Piciformes; Picidae. Gene Ontology annotation, biological process: mitochondrial RNA processing; regulation of mitochondrial mRNA stability. Gene Ontology annotation, molecular function: RNA binding. Bases 144 to 2579 code for a protein of 811 amino acids. Gene Ontology annotation, cellular component: ribonucleoprotein granule; mitochondrial matrix. The record is from RefSeq and is a predicted model, not a curated record.